GGGCUUUGGGAGUGUGUGUUUGUGCCUGGGAGGAGGUGUGGGUCUGCUCCAGAGUCUGGGGCUCUACAGUGCCCUGGGCCUCGCAGCUGGGAGCAUUUACAGCGGGUUAUAAAGAGGUUGUUUGAAGCUCUCCACUGGCUGGCCAGGAAUUUCCUCAAUUUCAGCAAUUUGGACUUUAAAAGGAGAAAACCCCAGAGCCCACCACCACCACCUCCUCCUCUUCCCCCAAAGAGGCCCCCCUGAUUCUGCCCCAGCCGAGCCUGUUGUGCCAAGGGGGCCCUUGCUGGGGCCAGCCCUGGUUGGGGUCUCUGGAGGGGGCAGCAGAGUAGGCACAGUUUCUAUUGGCACAGAUGGGCUCCAGCCUGGACUUUGGGGUUUGGAGAUUGGGCUGGGGGGCAUUGAGGGAGGGCUGUUCCCCAGGCAGGGGCCACGGCAUCACCCAAAGUAGCAAAACUGCCCCCCAGGCCUGUCUCCUCGAACCCCCCUGCUUUGUGGAUUGGCUGGCACUGUCCCUUGCCGGCUUGGCCCCACCCGGGGCCCUUUCGCAAGAGAGGAAAUGAGGCAGCUCUCUGAGGGCAAGGAUGGCGUCAGUGCCCGAGCUGUAGAGACCCAGAGCACAAGCUCUGAGGAAAUGGUGCCCAGCUCGCCCUCACCCCCUCCGCCUCCCCGAGUCUAUAAGCCGUGCUUCGUGUGCAACGACAAGUCCUCGGGCUAUCACUACGGGGUCAGCUCCUGCGAGGGCUGCAAGGGCUUCUUUCGCAGAAGCAUCCAAAAGAACAUGGUGUAUACAUGUCACCGGGACAAGAACUGCAUCAUCAACAAGGUGACCCGAAACAGGUGCCAGUACUGCCGACUGCAGAAGUGUUUUGAAGUUGGGAUGUCCAAGGAAGCUGUCCGCAAUGACCGGAACAAGAAGAAGAAGGAGGUCAAGGAGGAGGGUCCUCCGGACAGCUAUGAGCUGAGCCCGCAGCUGGAGGAGCUGAUCGCCAAGGUCAGCAAAGCCCACCAGGAGACCUUCCCUUCUCUGUGCCAGCUGGGCAAGUAUACGACGAACUCGAGCGCCGACCACCGCGUGCAGCUGGACCUCGGGCUGUGGGACAAGUUCAGCGAGCUGGCCACCAAGUGCAUCAUCAAGAUCGUGGAGUUUGCCAAGCGGCUGCCGGGCUUCACGGGGCUCAGCAUCGCCGACCAGAUCACCCUCCUCAAGGCAGCCUGCCUGGACAUCCUGAUGCUCCGGAUCUGUACCCGGUACACCCCGGAGCAGGACACGAUGACGUUCUCGGACGGGCUGACCCUGAACCGGACGCAGAUGCACAACGCCGGCUUCGGGCCCCUCACGGACCUGGUCUUUGCCUUCGCCGGACAGCUGCUGCCUCUCGAGAUGGACGACACGGAGACGGGACUGCUCAGCGCCAUCUGCCUCAUCUGCGGAGACCGGAUGGACCUAGAGGAGCCCGAGAAGGUGGACAAGCUGCAGGAGCCGCUGCUGGAGGCCCUGAGGCUGUACGCGCGGCGCCGGCGGCCCAGCCAGCCCUACAUGUUCCCCAGGAUGCUCAUGAAGAUCACGGACCUCCGGGGCAUCAGCACCAAGGGAGCGGAGCGGGCUAUCACUCUGAAGAUGGAGAUCCCCGGCCCGAUGCCCCCCCUGAUCCGGGAGAUGCUGGAGAACCCUGAGAUGUUCGAGGACGACUCCUCGCAGCCUGGCCCCCGCGCGGAGCCCCCCAGCGAGGACGAGGGCCUGGGGGGCGGAGGGGACGGGGACCUCAGCCCCCAGCCCGACCCGGAUCCCUGAUGGGCGGCCGCAGACUGACCCCCGUGACUGGGAGAGGACCGUCGCUGCCCUCUCUCCACUCCCACCCCACCAGCACCAGUUUAUGCUCCUUGUUUUUGCCAAAGUUUCCUGGGCUCUGUGUCCAUCCUUCCCUCCCCAGGCCCCACCUGGGCUUCCUCCUGCCCCUGCCUGGCUCCCUCCCCCCCAGCCAGAGCGGACGUGGGGGCUGAGACGGGCUCUCCGCUCCGGCCCUCGGAGCCAUCUCUCGGACAUCGGGGUCCCCUGGGAGGGAGGAGGGGAGCCUUUGUUGGUGCUGAGUCGGCGAAGACCUUGUCUCCCAUCCCACCCCUCCCCUGCCAGGUGCUUUGACCUCCAGGAUAAUUAGGAACACUAGAGACCAAAGGGGGGCCCGGGGAGCUGGGACCGCCGUGCAAUGCCCCCUGCCUGACACAUACUGCCCUCUGCCCCCCCAUGUGCCAGGCUCAGGGUGAGGGGCAGCGAAGCGGGGCGCAGAUGCAGGCCCGUUCUGUACCUCUCCGCUGACCGCCCCAGUGCGGGCUCCCCCUUUCCCCAGGCUUCCCCCCAAAAAGGGGAAGUGGCCUCCGUUAAGAAUCCCCCACCCUACCAUGUGCCUUGGGUGUCCCCCGCCCCCCAUCUCAGCCGUCGGGGCGGAACCCUUCUACACUACAGAGGGGCCUGGGGAGCCCCUCCCUGUCCACCCCUAGUGCCUUCCCCCCACAGUACCCCAGAGCAGCUCAGCCCAGGGAGGGGAGGGCUGCUUAGCUGAUCCCUACCCAACCCAGAGGAAGCCUCUUAUUUAUUUAUUAGCUUUUGUUUACACCCUGGAAUUACCCCCCAUCCCCCUGGGGGUUCUGGGGGUGGAGCCCAGGGCCCCUUCUGAUCCCCAACUCCUGGUUUGUAUUUAGCUGCCAAAUAAAAUUCCCACUGGCCCCCCUUUUUCUCUGGGGGGGCUGGGUGCUGUCCCCUCCCCCCUUUGUUUACAACCCCCUUCCCUCCCGCUGUAUCGCAUAUUGCUGAGUUUUCUAUUUUUGCAAAAUAAAGUGAUGGAAACUCAUGGAA
Gracilinanus agilis (Agile Gracile Mouse Opossum) is the source of this 2851-nucleotide messenger RNA. RefSeq names its product retinoic acid receptor gamma (gene RARG). The record is from RefSeq and is a predicted model, not a curated record. The transcript has 8 exons. NCBI's taxonomy places the organism in Eukaryota, Metazoa, Chordata, Mammalia, Didelphimorphia, Didelphidae. Gene Ontology annotation, biological process: regulation of transcription by RNA polymerase II; retinoic acid receptor signaling pathway; cellular response to corticotropin-releasing hormone stimulus. Gene Ontology annotation, molecular function: zinc ion binding; nuclear glucocorticoid receptor binding; nuclear receptor activity. Gene Ontology annotation, cellular component: nucleus; transcription regulator complex. Bases 557 to 1792 code for a protein of 411 amino acids.